UACUAUUCCGAACCGCCUCCAUGCAUCCUUGGAAGUCCUGUUCUAUUUGUUGGUUUUGAUGCUAAUUGUGGGUUGCUUAGCAGCUGGAAUUUAGAUAAACAAAAAACAAAAACGCUAUGCCUGCGGCGAUAUCGUCACACGAUAAAAAGUUGGCUACUUGGCUUGUCUUAUGUUUAAAUAUUUGUUUGAAAUACUCUCCUUACAAGCGUGACCAUAUUCUACUUCUCUUUCCACGUGAAUGCUCGGCCCUCUUUCUUGGGCAGUCUGCAGAUAUUAUACUUCCAGUAUAGGAGAGGGAAAUUUGCUUUUUUGAUUUUUUUUUUCCCCCUGCCAUUUUAGUUUUGUAUUUGUAAUAGCUGAAACCAAUGUGAGGUAAUGGAGAAAGACAUGUGACAUUGCAUAGAAUUGGAUUGAAGAAAAUGUAUAUAAAGUCUAACACUUUAAGCUUAUUUAAGAAGUAUUAUCCAGCCACUUAUAUGUCUCCCCUAAAAGUCCAAUGAAAUUCGAAGUUAAAAGUGUCUCACCACAUUUUCCCAAAUUAACAAAACGUGUAGCUUAAGGUCCAAACAUGAAGUAGUAAAAGUAGAUUGGUCAGCAGAGUAUGGGAAAGAAGUAAAGAUUUUUGCACACGUCUUAUAAUAUCGUGGAUACUUCAAAAUUUUAUUACAUGUUUGUUAUUAAUCAGCGUUAUGAACAUAAUUUAUGCAGUUAAAGAUUAUGUUCAUUUGCAUUUAGUACUUUAUCAUGUGGGUUUAUGUGUUUUUACAAGUUGAUAAAUAUUGACACUCACAUGCUUAUGCAUAUGCUAGAAAAGGUGAUAUUAUAAUAUUGGCUUCUGCUGUUAUAUUGUUAAGGUUCUCGAUGAUGAUUAUAUCAUUAAAGAGAAAAGUAGGGGGCAAAAAGAAAAAGAAAGAUCUUUGAUUAAGAGUAAAUUAUACAUGCUUCUUUCUAGAAUAAAGAUCAAGUUUUGAUGAUCUUUUCAUACAUAUACAUGAAAACAAUGUAGCAUCAAUCACCUUUCUUUUUGGUUAUUGUGUUUCUUUUCUUAGGUUGUGGAGCAGCAAACAGGAAUUCUAAAGAUUCUGAAGGAAUCAAAUUCACUUUUGCCUCAUGUAGUCCUUGCUAGUACUCUGCUUGCUCUGAUCUACCCCCCUUCUUUCACAUGGUUUACGAGCAGAUAUUAUGCACCUGCGCUAGGGUUUUUGAUGUUUGCAGUUGGUGUUAAUUCAAGUGAAAAGGACUUCCUUGAAGCAUUAAACAGGCCAGAAGCAAUAGUUGCUGGUUAUGUUGGCCAAUUUCUUGUGAAGCCUUUUCUUGGUUAUCUAUUUGGCAUAUUGUCAGUAACUGUAUUUGGUUUGCCAACAGCAGUAGGCGCUGGAAUUAUGCUUGUGUCUUCCGUUAGUGGAGCCCAGCUCUCCAAUUAUGCUACUUUUCUAACAGAUCCACAGAUGGCACCAUUAAGCAUAGUCAUGACAUCAUUGUCCACUGCUUCAGCAGUUUUUGUCACUCCACUGUUAUCAUUGUUGCUUAUUGGAAAGAGGUUGCCUGUGGAUGUAAAAGGAAUGGUAUCUAGCAUCAUGCAGAUUGUAGUGGCACCAAUUGCUGCAGGCCUGCUUCUGAAUCGCUUCUUUCCUCAUUUUUGCAAUGCCAUACGGCCAUUUUUGCCUCCACUCUCAGUACUGCUAACAGCUCUCUGUGUUGGAGCACCCCUUGCAAUUAACAUUGAGUCGGUCAAGUCUCCCUUUGGAGUUACUAUCUUGUUGCUGGUUGUUGCUUUUCAUAUGGCAGCGUUUGUAGCUGGUUAUAUGUUUAGUGGACUUCUCUUCUAUAAAGCUCCUGAUGCGAAGGCAUUGCGAAGGACAAUUUCCUUCGAGACUGGAAUGCAAAGUAGCCUCCUUGCCUUGGCCCUUGCUAAUCGGUUUUUCCCAGACCCAAUAGUGAGCGUGCCUCCUGCAAUAUCUACUGUGAUUAUGUCUCUGAUGGGAUUCUCUCUCGUAAUGCUUUGGAGCAAGAGGAAAGACUAGGAAGUGGAUGGAAAUGCAGCGCCAGGAAGAUGGCACUGUAUUUGUGAAUUGUGACAUCCUUUAUUUUUGUGGGCUUUGGUAGAACUGUUGACUCUAGGAAGUGGGCAACAUGGUGUGAAAUAAUGUGCAUAUAAACUAUGAAAACAAUAUUGAAAAUUUUAGGCAGAAGCCUUUGAAAAUUGCAAUCGGUCGCCUCUGCAAUUUACAAACAAAUUUAGGGAGAAUUACAAUAAGGUUU
Molecule: messenger RNA, 2262 nt
Organism: Neltuma alba
Lineage: Eukaryota; Viridiplantae; Streptophyta; Magnoliopsida; Fabales; Fabaceae
Product: probable sodium/metabolite cotransporter BASS5, chloroplastic
Exons: 7
Coding region: 1206-2024 (272 amino acids)
Cellular component (GO): membrane
Source: RefSeq, a predicted model, not a curated record